This is a messenger RNA of Trifolium pratense (red clover), 4670 nucleotides long. RefSeq names its product COP1-interactive protein 1-like. The transcript is spliced from 5 exons. The record is from RefSeq and is a predicted model, not a curated record. Bases 192 to 4472 code for a protein of 1426 amino acids. Lineage: Eukaryota; Viridiplantae; Streptophyta; Magnoliopsida; Fabales; Fabaceae.
GUGUACCACGCCUUGACCAAUGACCACAAAAACAAAACAAAACAAACUCUCUCAACUUCAUUUUUGUCUUUAUUCUCACUUUACUUUACUCUCCAAAUUCCAGAACUUUCUUCUCUCUUCAUUAUUCUCCUCUAUCAAACCCUACUGCAACAACAACAAGAUAACCUUAACUCAACAAUCUAUUUUGAAUAAUGAAUGCUGAGGGUGCUGAUCAGCUAAAUUUUUGUGGUGGUGAUGAUGAUGGGAAGGAACCUGUUUCCUAUGAAGAGUUUGAAUCUCAAGAUGGUGAUGAUGAUGAGGAUACUCCUUUGACACCGAGGUUUUCGAGGAUUUCGAAUUUGAGAGCAUGUAGUAGUAAACUUGAUACUGCUACACUGCCGAUUAAGAGGCUUUUUUAUGACAGUAAUUCCUUGGAUAUUUCUGUUAAGAAAUCAAAGGUGUCACUGGAUGAUGAUGACGGCGAAGAGGACAAAUCAAAGGUGUCACCCUGUGAUGGUCACGACACAGAUGGAGAUGGUAUUCCUUUGUCGAAUAGAACUGAAAGGCCGGGAAAAUCGGCUGAUAGCCCGUUUUCCUCGCUGAAGAAAGGACUUAAAUUGGUCCAAAAAUCGUUUGAGGAAUGCAAAAGGAAGAGACGGGUAGAAAUAAAGAGAUUGCAGUCCAUAAAAAGGGAUAUUGAAGAGUGCAGCAAAGAGCUUGGGAAUAAAAAGACACAAGUUCAUUGUGUUAGAAGAAUUAAUGAAAUUCACAACAAAAUUCUGGGGAAAAUUGAAAUGAAGGAUGAGGAACUGAAGGCUCUUUUGCAGAAAAUCGAUGAAUGUAGUAUGGAACUUAAGGCCAAAGAGAAAGAUCUUGAUGCAAUGAACAAUUUAAUUGACGGACAAGCAGAUAAAUUAGAGUCUGAAGGGAAGCGACUUGAAGAUCUGGUUAAAGAACUUGAGUCAAAAGAGAAGCUGUGUGAAGGGCGGAAGGAGAAGCACUUUGAAGGGAGGGUAAAGAUGCUGGAGGCAAGAGAGAAUCAGCUUGAAGGCCAUGAGAAGGAAUUUAAAUUAAAGGAGGAGGAACUUGAAGGUCAUAUGAAUGAGCUUGAAUCAGAAAAGAAGCAUUUAAAAAAUUGGGUGACGGAGCUUGAUACAAAAGAGAAGCAAGUUGAAGGAAGAGCAAUGGAGCUUGAGUCAAAAGAGAUGAAACACAAAGACCGGGUAAAGGUGUUUGAAUCAAAAGAGAAGGAAUUUGAAUGCCAAAUGAAGGAGAUUGAGUCUAAACAGAAGUAUUUUGAAAGUCAGAUGAAGGAGUAUGAGUCAAAAGAGAAGCAACAUGAAGGCCGGGUGAAGGAGCUAGAGUCAAAAGAGAAGCAAAUUGAAGAACGAGCAAUUGAGCUAGAGUCAAAAGAGGUGCAACAUGAAGGCCGAGUAAAGGUGUUUGAAUCAAAAGAGAAGGAAUUUGAAUGCCAAAUGGAGGAGCUUGAGUCAAAACAGAAGUAUUUUGAAAGUCGGAUGAUGGAGCAUGAGACAAAGGAGAAGCAACAUGAAGGCCGGGUGAAGGACCAUGAAUCAAAAGAGAGAGAAUUUAAAGGUCAAGUGAAGGAGCUUGAGUCAAAACAAAAGCAUUUUAAGAGCCAAAUGAAGGAGCUUGAGUCGAAAGAGAGAGAAUUUGAAGGCCAAGUGAAGGAGCAUGAGUCAAAACAAAAGCAUUUUAGGAGCCAAAUGAAGGAGCUUGUGUCAAAAGAGAUAGAAUUUGAAGGCCAAGUGAAGGAGCUUGAGUCAAAACAAAAGCAUUUUGAGAGCCAAAUGAAGGAGCUUGAGUCAAAAGAGAGAGAAUUUGAAGGCCAACUGAAGGAGCUGGAAUCUAAAACAAAACAUUUAGAAAGCAAGAGGGAGGAGUUCAAAUCAAAAUUGAGGCCAUUGCAAGGACAAAUUAAGGAACUUGACUCCAAAAAGAAGCGACUUGAUGAACAAGCGAAGGAGCUAGAUUCAAAACAGAAGUUGUUUCAUAGCCAAGUGAAAGAGUUUGAAUCAAAAGAGAACCAACUUGUAGGCCAAAUGAAAGAGUUUGAAUCAAAAGAGAGGCAAUUUGAAGACCAAAUGAAGGAGCAGGUGCUGAAACAAAAGCAUUUUGAAAGCCGAAUGAGUGACCUUGAGUCGAAAGAGAAGCAACUUGAAGGCCGAUUGAAGGAGCAUCAAUCAAAUGAGAAAGAAUUUAAAGGCCAAGUGGAGGAGCUGGAAACUAAAAAGAAGCAUUUUGAAAGCCGAAUGGAAGAGCUUGAGUCAAAAGAGAAGGAACAUGAGUGCCGAGUGAAGGAGUGUGAAUCAAAAGAGAAGCAAUUUGAAGGCCAGGUGAUGGAACUUGAAUCUAAAAAGAAGAAUUUCGAAAGUGAGGUAGAGGAUCUCAAGUCAAAAUUUAGGCCAUUGAAAGAACAAGUUAAGGAACUUGACUUUAAAGAGAAGCAACUUGAUGGCCAAGUGAAGGAGCUGGAAUCAAAAAAGAAGCUAUUUCAAAGCCAAGUGAAGGAAUUAGAGUCAAAAGAGAACCAACUCGUAGGCCAAAUGAAAGAGUUUGCAUCAAAAGAGAGGGAAUUUGAAGGCCGAAUGAAGGAGCAGGUAUUAAAACUGAAGCAUUUCGAAAGCCAUUUCGAAAGCCGGAUGAGUGAGCUUGAGUCGAAAGAGAAGCAACUUGAAGGCCGGUUGAAGGAGAAUGAAUCAAAUGAGAGAGAAUUUAAAGGCCAAGUGAAGGAGCUGGAAUCUAAAAAGAAGCAUUUUGAAAGCCAGAUGAAGGAGCUUGAGUCAAAACAGAAGAAACAUGAAGGCCAAGUGAAGGAGCAUGAAUCAAAAGAGAGAGAAUUUGAAGGCCAGGUGAAGGAGCUACAAUCUAAAACGAAGCAGGUUGAAAGCCAAGUGAAGGAUUUGUUAUCAAAAGAGAAUCAUUUCAAAAGCCGGAUGAAGGACCUUGAGUUAAACAAGAAGAAACAUGAAGGCCGAGUGAAGGAACACGAGUCAAAAGAGAGAGAAUUUGAAGGCAAAGUGAAGGAGCUGGAAUCUAAAAAGAUGCAGUUUGAAAGCCAAGUUAAGCAUUUAGAGUCAAAAGAUAACCAACUUGUAUGCCAAAUGAAGAAGUUUGAAACAAAAGAGAGGGAAUUUGAAUGCCAAAUGAAGGAGCAGGUAUUGAAACAUAAGCAUUUCGAAAGCCGAAUGAAUGAGCUUGAGUCAAAAGAGAAGAAAUUCAAAGGUCAAAUGAAGGAGUUGGAAUUUCAAAAGAAACACUUUGAAAUCCAAAUGAAGGAGUUAGAGUCAAUAGAUAACCAACUUGCAGAAAGAGUGAAGGAAUUUGAAAGCCGAAUGAAGGAGCUUGAUUCAAAAGAAAAGCAGUUCGAAGAACAAAUGAAGGAGUUUCAAUCAAAAGAGGAGGAAUUUGAAGAACAAGUGAAGGACAUUAAAACAAAAGAGGAGGAACUCGAAUCGAAAAAGAAGCACUUUGAAGGACGGUGGAAUGAAAUUGAGUCAAAAGAGAAGAAAUUCAAAGUAAAGGUGAAGGAGCUCGAGUUAAAAGAGAAGCAGUUUCAAGGACAAGUCAAAGAAUUUGAAUCAAAGCUGAAUAAAUAUGAUGAACAACUGAAGAGGCCUGAGCCAAGGAAAAAAUAUACUGAGAAAGAAAAAGAAUUGGUUGCAUCUUACAUGGAUGAUCAAUUAAGUCAUACCAAUGGUGGAACAACUUUGCAGUUUACCACAAGUGAGCAAACUGACGGAACUGAGUCACUUCACAAGGGUAUCUUAGUUAAUAUUGUAGAAUCAUCCGAUCCAUCAAGACUUGUUUUGGAUAUGAUACAGAACCCCGUUAUUCCACUGUGUAAGAAGGGAGACAAUGCUUUGAUUAUUGCUGAUUAUCAGAUCUAUCUGCUUGAACAACUGCUGAGAAUUUCACCAAAUAUUAAACCUUGUGUAAGAGAAGAAGCAUUGAAACUAGCGCUUAACUUGGAAGCUUACAUUAAAGAAAAUACUGAAAAUUCUUUGGUGGUUCUUGGUUUUCUACUGAUUUUGUCGAUUUAUGGAUUGCUUGAUUCUUUCAAUGAAGAUGACAUUUUGGAGCUUUUUGCAUUUGUUGCUCCACACAAGAUUGCUGCGGAGCUGUUUGGAACCCUGGGUUUUGCAAACAAAGUUUCUGAUUUUGUUAAGAAUCUUGUCAUGAGGAAGCAAUUUGUUGAAGCUGUUAGAUUCAGUUAUGCAUAUAACUUGGAUGACAAGAAUCAAUUAGUUGAUAUGUUGCGAGAAUACGUCCAUAAUGUCAAACUGAUUUGUGAGAGCAGUUGUGAGAAAACGAACUCCAUUGAAAUCAAGGAUAAGGCCAGAGAUCAAGAAAUUGCUAGUCUGGAAACCGUUCUACUGUGCAUUUUGGAUUGCAACCUACAAUCUGUGGACACGCUUGAUAAGGAGAUUAAAUAUCGCAUUCUUGAGCUAAAAGCAACUAAAGGCAAUUAGUUUUUGUACUGGAUCAACCUAAUGUAAAGAAACGGGGUAACGAAAAUGUGCUAACUUAUAGGUUACUUUUGUUGGGGGUACGUAUUCACGUGUAAAUGACUUUAACACAAAUAACUUUAACACGACCCUCUUUGUUUCGUACUCUGUAAAAGCUCUAAUUGGAAAGAAUGACAACUGAUGAUAUGGUUAACAGGAUUA